Molecule: messenger RNA, 3739 nt
Organism: Gambusia affinis (western mosquitofish)
Lineage: Eukaryota; Metazoa; Chordata; Actinopteri; Cyprinodontiformes; Poeciliidae
Product: frizzled-6-like
Exons: 8
Coding region: 313-2382 (689 amino acids)
Biological process (GO): non-canonical Wnt signaling pathway; canonical Wnt signaling pathway
Cellular component (GO): plasma membrane
Molecular function (GO): Wnt-protein binding; Wnt receptor activity
Source: RefSeq, a predicted model, not a curated record
CGCCUCCUGGCGUCGACGCUAUUCGAUGGGAACACCAGACAAAAACAGAGACGGAGGAAAUAGGUCCUCACAUUCCUUUAAAAAACCCCUCUCCUUAGUGUUUCCAUGUGAACUGCUGCUACAAAAACACGUUGACUGUUGGGGGGAUGUGGGACCUGCUGCUCAAGCCUCUGAAAUGUCUCCAGGAAGAGUGAUCUGUGGAUGAUACUGAGUCAGAAGGAAAAAAAAUCCCCAUCAAAUUCUGACAAAUAUAUCCCAAAUAUAUCCAGUUGACAUAGAAGCCAGACUUUCAUUACCAAGUCAGCUGCUGCCAUGUUGAUGCCAGGGCCACUGUGGUUGUGGCUGUCGCUGGCGUGGGUUGGAAGCUGCGGCUCUCACAGCCUGUUCACCUGUGAGCCCAUCAAAGUGCAUCGGUGCCUCGGGAUGCCCUACAACAUGACUUUCUUUCCUAACAUGAUGGAUCACUACGACCAGGAAAUCGCAGCUAGCAAAAUGGAGCCAUUUAUGCCCCUAGCAAGCCUACAGUGCUCACCGGACGUCCACCACUUCCUGUGCCAAGCCUUUAUCCCAGCGUGCAGCGAGGAGAACAGGGUGAUCCGCCCAUGCAGGGAAACGUGUGAGGCCGUCCUGUCCGACUGCGAGGAGAAUAUUCGCAUUUUUGGCAUCACCUGGCCUCCUGAGCUACAGUGCAACAAAUUGAAACCUUGCGGGUCGGACGGUUCCGCCCUUCCCUCCACCACCCCGGUGACCUCCUCGUCCCUGAAGAGAGACCUCGGCUUCUGGUGCCCGUUGCAGCUGAAGACCAAGCCGGGCCACGCCUCCUCGUUCCUCGGCGCCCAGGACUGCGCUCCGCCCUGCUCCAACAUGUACUUCAGACCUCACGACAUCGAGUUCGCCAAGAGCUUCAUCGGCGUGUGCUCCAUCAUCUGCCUGGGCGCCACUCUCUUCACCUUCCUCACGUUCCUCAUCGACGUCAAGCGCUUUCGAUACCCAGAGCGUCCCAUCAUCUUCUACGCAGUCUGCUACAGCUUCGUCUCGCUCAUAUACUUCCUGGGCUUCCUGAUCGGAAACAGCGCCGCCUGCACCAAGGCGGAUCACCACGGAGCGGUGGAAACCGUGGUGCUGGGCUCGCACAGCAAAGGCUGCACUCUCCUUUUUAUGCUGCUUUAUUUCUUCACGAUGGCGGGGAUCGUCUGGUGGGUCAUUCUCACCAUCACCUGGUUCCUGGCUGCCGGACCCAAGUGGAGCUGCGAGGCCAUCGAGAAGAAAGCGGUGUGGUUCCACACCGCCGCCUGGGGAAUCCCUGGCGCAUUAACCGUCAUGCUGCUGGCCCUGAACAAGGUCGAAGGAGAUAACAUCAGCGGCGUUUGCUUCGUGGGGCUCUACGACCUCGACGCGCUGCGGUACUUCGUGCUUGCCCCUCUGUGCGUGGGCGUCGUAGUGGGCCUCUUCCUCAUCCUGGCGGGCAUCGUCUCUCUCAACCACGUCAGGCAGGUGAUCCAGCACGACGAGCGCAACCAAGAGAAGCUCAAGAAGUUCAUGAUCCGGAUUGGCGUGUUCAGCUGCCUCUACCUGGUUCCGCUGGUCACCCUGUUAGCCUGCUACACCUACGAGCAGAGUCACCGCAGCUCCUGGGAGAACACCUGGAUCAAUGACAGGUGUCAAGAGUACAGCAUCCCCUGCUCCUACAAGGCCACGGAGCUCACCCGUCCCGACCUCUCUCUGUUUCUCGUAAAAUACUUGAUGACGCUGGUUGUCGGGAUAUCUGCCGUGUUCUGGGUCAGCAGCAAAAAGACCUGUUCUGAGUGGGCGUACUUUUUCAAACGAAAUCGGAAAAGAGACCCCAUCAGCGAGAGCCGGCGGGUCCUCCAGGAGUCCUGCGAGUUCUUCCUGAAACACAACAGCCGCGUGCAGCACAAGAAGAAGCACUACAAACCCACCUCCCACAAGCUCAAAGUCAUCUCCAAGUCUAUGGGCACGAGCACCGCCGUCUCUCCCGCCAGCACCACGCCUCAAGGCUCCUCUGCGUUCGGCAACCACGAGCCGCACAUGAGGAGCUCCCUGUCUGAGACCUCUGCCAGGGAGCACCUGGACCGCGGCGCCUCCGGCCGGAGCUCCAGGAGGGAGCGGGAGGGCGGGGAGAGGCGCAGCAAAGGUGGGAGCUCCAGUAAGGUCAGCAGCCGCUCAGAGAGCAUGAACAGAGUAGCAGACGGCAGAAUGAGUCCAAGAAGCGAGCUGUCAGACACCAGACUAGCUGCGAGUGGACAGCAGCAGCAGCAGCAGCAUCCGACUUUGAACCAAUCGCACAGCAGCAUUCUGGACUCCGCCCACCAGAAGGUGGACAAGGCGUCAGAGGAGAGUAAGGACCCAAAAGAAAUCUAAGCUAAAAAAUGUUUCCUGCUCAGUCUUCCAACUGAUGGUGGCUUAAAGGUCUUUGAAGUUGUAUCCAGUGAAUGUUUAGAACCCUAAACAUGCAGCAAACAUCAGGUGGUUCGUUGGACCAAAAUAUGUGGGAUUUAGACUGCAGGUGCUCAAGGUGAUGCCUGCGUGUUCCAGCUUUACCGAUGUUUUAGUCUGAAUGUUGAAGAACCCGGCUGGAUCUCAACCAGGCUACUACCAGUGGACUUUUAGGAAUAUCGCAUACAUCACAAACACCUUUUAGAGGUUUCAGUUAAACUGCGUUCAAUUCCUUAAAAAAAAAAAAAAAAUGCAUCAUGACCUGUGUAAAAUAUUAUUUUUAUUGUAGAAUUCAAGCCUUUUUACUGUAUUAGUCCACACACUGAAACUCCACGAGGUGGUUUUAUGAUAUCGCCAAAUAUUCGACCCAUGAAAGUUGUGCUGUUUUGGAAGUCUUAUUGUUACUUUUGGAUACAUUGUUUGUUAGAAGACCAAGUAUGUACCACUCUUAAAAGAUGCUUUUAAACUUGAAAUAGUUGAGUGUGCAAAUUUAUUUUGAAAAGCUUUCCACUUUUUUGCUAUCCUGAACUUUUGUUUUUACAUUUUUGUACACUGGUGUCUUUAAAAGACAUAUCAACUGGACUGGGUUAAAUCACUUUUGGGAAAUAUUCCAAACAUAAUCAAGCAGGCCUUUUGCACUAUAUGGCAUUAGAAGCACAAACCACAAAUUACUGAAUAAUUAAUAAAUACAAGCAGUAAUUUAUCGAUCUAAGUGUGAGCAGGCCUGGCUUUUCUUCACAGUAUGACUCUGUUACUAUAAUCUUCAAAUUGUGAAGGUUUUUCUUAAUAUCUAUACAACUGGUGCAUUUGACCUGUCCUGUGUGAAUCAAGUUCUCUUGCGACCUCCAGGCCAGCAGGGGGCGAUAUGUCGCCUCAUAUUCUGCAACUACUGUGGGCUGGCUCUAGCUGUGAGGAGUAUUCAUAACAUUUAAGUCAUUGAUAAAUGAUCUAAAGUUGUUUUUGCACACCUUAAGUGAAUCAUAUGACAACACAUUGCAUCUUUAAUGCUGCAUGAUUCUUUGAGUUGAGUUUUUUUUUUAACUCUGGGAGAAAAGACAUUUCCAGAGUCACAAAUUAAAAGGGAAACUGUGUCAAUGAAUGUUUUGUUUUGUAUUUCUGUCACCUUAUUGUAUGUGUAGUUAGUGAUGUGCCUUGUGUAGUCUGUCAAAUAUUCUUUUUUUUUUUUUUUUUUUUUGCUGUUUCCUCAGUCAAUUUUUGUACCUUUUGUAGUUUGUAAACUCGGAUUACUCUGAUGUUUUGAAUAAAAACACGUACAAUUCUU